Cynara cardunculus var. scolymus (artichoke) is the source of this 1125-nucleotide messenger RNA. RefSeq names its product GDSL esterase/lipase LTL1-like. The coding region runs from base 1 to 1125 and encodes 374 amino acids. NCBI's taxonomy places the organism in Eukaryota, Viridiplantae, Streptophyta, Magnoliopsida, Asterales, Asteraceae. The record is from RefSeq and is a predicted model, not a curated record. The transcript is spliced from 5 exons. Gene Ontology annotation, molecular function: hydrolase activity, acting on ester bonds.
AUGGCAAGUGCAAGAAGAAAUCUUUUGCUUUUUGUGAUAUUUGUGGCCAUCAAUGGUGUAACAUUGAGGACAGUAAUGGCGGCAACGGGUGGUUAUAAGACGGAUGCCGCCAUAUUCAUAUUUGGGGAUUCCACGGCAGAUGUCGGAACAAACAACCACCUGAAAAACUGCACUGCCAGGGCCGACCACCGUUACCAUGGGAUUGAUUUUCCGUUUUCUAAACCCACCGGAAGAUAUAGUAAUGGCAAAAACGCUGCUGACCAAAUCGCAAAACUGUUGGGGAAUUACAAAAUAAGUCCACCACCUUUUCUCUCUCUACUCGCCACCCAUAAGUCGACCUUCAAGCGCAAUUUACUUCGUGGAGCCAACUUCGCUUCGGCAGGAUCAGGGAUUUUUAGCGCCACGGGUCAACUUUCCUUUCAUAAGGUGAUAUGUUUGGAGGAGCAAAUCCAACAAUUUGCCACAGUUCGUCAAGCUAUCACAGAAUUAUUGGAUUCACCGAAGGCCGUUGAUGAUCUACUUCAAAAUUCAAUAUACAUUCUCAGUAUUGGUAGCAACGAUCUUAUAGAAUUUGAACUCGCGGGUCAACCAGGAGGCCGCGACAAAUUCCUAGCCAAACUCACUGAAACCUAUGCCGAACAUCUAGCGGAUCUAUACGAGCUAGGGGCACGGAAAUUUGCGAUUAUCGAUAUUCCACCAAUCGGUUGUUGUCCGGCUGCACGUGCGUAUAACGCUACUGGUGGUUGUAUGCAAGAUUUGAACGAUAACGCAAGAUCGUUUUAUAGGUCGAUGCAAUCUAACUUGGCACGAUUUAGUCUCGUAUUCAAAGGAUUCAAGUAUUCACUCGGGAAUACCUAUGCAAUGACCAUGAAUGUUAUCGACAACCCACGUGGAAACCGGUUCAAAGAAGUUAAAACAGCAUGUUGUGGAAGUGGACCAUUCAAUGGGGUAACUGGAUGUGAAGUAGGAGCGAAUUUGUGCGCAAAAAGGAGUGAUUUUUUGUUCUGGGAUCAAUUUCAUCCAACCGAAACUGCAUCUGAACUCGCGGCUCUUACACUUGUUUAUGGUGAAGGAAGCGAAUAUGUGACCCCGAUGAAUUUUAGUAGUUUGGCAAUGGCGGCUUGA